AAAUCAAAUUAGCCUACACGCUCCCCGAUAUCGCCCACCCGUAGGUGGGGAUCCGCUCGCUUGGUGACCUCAAGUCCACAUCCUGGGAUUCAGCCAAGACUUUUUGGAUAUCUUUCCUUGGGCACAAAAAGUGUCGGAGGCAGUUUGUUUGUAUCUGGCCCACUUUGUCUUAUUGCUAAGGUACUGACCCAGAGGCAUGAAGGUUGCCAUAGUAACCAGGGAAAAGGGAAAGUGUAUUUAUUGCUUACCAUUAUUUUUGUUUCCUGGUUAUUAUGUGCAGUAUUUACACCGACCCCUUCCAGAAAUAAGCUCGGGCAACAGCCUUAGAUGACGGGAGGGAUUAUAUAGUAGUAGUAAUUAUUUUCUGUCCUAUCGGCUAAUGAGGGCUUGGAAUUACCCAUGGGUUAGGUAAUAUAGAGGUCAACUUUCCCUUUACAAUCGCUGAAAAUCUAUCUUUGGGUCUCCACCAUAAAGAGGCAGGAGGGGAAUAAUGGAUACUUUGUAGCAGCAGCAGCUUCUAUCAGCAGGAGUCUUGAUGGAAAGUAACUACCUGUUAUUGUGAAUAAUUGUUUACUUGCCCUUUAAAAUGUGCAUUUGACCGAUACAAAGGGAAAACAAAUCGUAAAAUGACAAGGGCCCCUUUAUUUAAGACAAGCAAUAUGGCAGCUCCCACACGUGUAUAAAGGCAGACAGAUACAACAGAUGAGAUGUGCUAUUGGUCCAUAUACACAAGUGUGAUAAUCACGGCAAUAAACACCCCCCCUCCCGGCUCACUAUAGCUGCACCUAAUCAGGUUUAACCUAAUGAGGAUUUGACACAGAUCUGGGUCAGCGGCAGAGCGAGGAUCCACUGCGCACAGAACAGCCUUUGUAUUAGGACUUCAUGACCAGGACAGAAUACCAGCGAGGCAUGCACUCCCCUCCUCUUGUCCAAUCAGCUGUUAGUAUCAGUAUGUCAGGCGUGGCUUUACAAGGAGAAGGGUCCAAAGCGGACAAGGGUGGAGGCCCUGAAGCAAAUGGAAGAUGUCAACCAGUCGCCCCUCCAAUGAAACCAAAGCAGGUACUGGCCUACCUACCUCGCCCUCCUACUGACACCAGGCGCUACUGCAGCUUUCCACAAAAGCCUGAACAUGUGGUGGUACCGACAUAUAAAGAGUCGAAGGUGCCCACACAUCCUACCCCUACUCCAGUGCACCCCGUCUUGCCUCUUCCUGACAUCAUGCCCCGCAGUGCGUAUAAACGUCACAUGAGCACCAAUGAUAUUGGAUACCCGUACCCAGCCCGGCCUCGGCCUAGUGUGUGCAUCUCAUCGGACCUUCCCAAGUACCGUCGUUCUUCGCUGAGAGAUGGAGGAGUCGGCAGUGCUCGGUGGUACCCGAGGCACGCCAUCAGUUUUCCUGAUAUCAGUCGUGGACCUCGGUACGUUAACACCCCCUCCCGGGGCUUUCUUUCGUCCUCGACGGCGGGGUCUGACCGGCAACCCAAACAACGCUGCAAAUUUAUGGAGGCCGAACUACGGCAAGGUAAGACGUCUACUCGGAGAGAGCGCCAACGGUACGUGACGAAGGACGGCAAGUGUCAAGUUAACUUGGGCCACAUAGAAGAAAAGGCUCGUUUCCUGUCGGACAUCUUUACGACCAUUGUUGACCUCAAGUAUCGCUGGUUCCUCUUCGUCUUCAUGAUGUGCUACAUCGUCACGUGGCUUCUCUUCGCCACCAUCUACUACUUGGAUGCCUUGUGGCGCCAGGAUAUUAUCAAUAUGAAUAAUACUGAAUGGGCUCCCUGUUUCCAGAACGUGGACAGUUUCACCUCGGCUCUUCUUUUCUCAGUGGAGACCCAACGUACGAUUGGUUAUGGGUCGCGGAUGGUGACGGCUACUUGCCAAGAAGGUGUCUACAUUGUCAUGGCGCAGUCUAUCGUCGGUUCCAUGAUAGACGCCCUUAUGGUAGGGUGCAUGUUUGUGAAAAUUUCCCGCCCCAAGAAAAGGGCACAGACUCUCAUUUUUAGCCAGAACUGUGUGGUUUGUCCCCGCGAUGAGAGACUCUGCUUCAUGUUCAGAAUCGGGGACCUCAGAGAUAGUCACAUGGUCGAUGCCAAAAUCAGGGCCAAGUUAAUCAAGUCAAGACAGACGUACGAAGGAGAAUUCCUCCCUCUGGAACAAUCGGAAAUCAACCUUGGCUACGAGACCGGAGAGGACCGCCUGUUCUUGGUGGAGCCACAGGUUAUUUGCCACGUCAUCGAUGAGAACAGUCCUUUCUGGGAAAUGGGACCCCAGGAGCUCCUGAGGGAGCAGUUUGAGAUCAUUGUCAUCCUGGAGGGAAUCGUGGAGGCCACAGGCAAGUAA
This is a messenger RNA of Xenopus tropicalis (tropical clawed frog), 2343 nucleotides long. RefSeq names its product G protein-activated inward rectifier potassium channel 3. Gene Ontology annotation, molecular function: inward rectifier potassium channel activity. NCBI's taxonomy places the organism in Eukaryota, Metazoa, Chordata, Amphibia, Anura, Pipidae. The transcript is spliced from 3 exons. Gene Ontology annotation, cellular component: membrane. The record is from RefSeq and is a predicted model, not a curated record. The coding region runs from base 883 to 2343 and encodes 486 amino acids. Gene Ontology annotation, biological process: potassium ion transport.